This is a messenger RNA of Paramecium pentaurelia, 247 nucleotides long. The record is from the annotation of a GenBank genome assembly. NCBI's taxonomy places the organism in Eukaryota, Ciliophora, Oligohymenophorea, Peniculida, Parameciidae.
AUGUUAGAUGGUAGUUUGGAAUUGAAUGAUUUAUAUUUGUUAGAUUUAAUAUCAGCAGAUGAUAUUGGAUAAUUAAAUAUUGUAUUUGGGAAAAUAGAAUGUAAAUCUAAAUAACCAAAAGCUAGGCUAUAUAUUAUCUAGAAAGUGUUUGUACAAAAGGUAUUGUAAAUAGAAUUGUUUAAAUAUUUAGAAAGUGUUCAAAAGAUUAGCUAUUAUUGAAUAAUUUAUAGUGAUUGAGAAGACGUGA